AAUCCAACUGCAAGUCAGUUUCUGAGCCCAGGCACUCGACGCCAAGCAUCUUCACAGCAGCACUGCAUUUAUAUCGCGUCGCGGACGUGAUGAGAUGGCCGAGGGGCUUCGCGGGAGUAUUCAAGCGUAACACCUUACCCGCAGCCAAAUCAGGAGGUAUUUGAAUGGAGGUUGCAUCUAACAGGGAGGGAGGAGAUUUCAUCUUAGACAUGAUCUGUGGGCAGUGCACGUUGAAGCCAUUUGCGUAGAACUAUGGGCUGUGCCUCAGCCAAGCAUGUCUCUACUGUUCAAAACGAGGAGGAAGCGCAGAAGGGAAAGAACUUCCAAAAUGGCGAUGUCUUUGGGGAGGAGUUCAGGAUUAGAACAGUCGAAGAGGUGAAGUACAUGAAAAAUGUGAACCGGGAAGAAUCUGAUUGGUCUGAGAAAGGACAUGCUGGUCAUGAAGAUGAACAGAAAGUUGCUGCCAGGAACCAGGAGAACCUGGACAGGAGUGCGUUGCCAAAUGUUAAAGCUAAACUCAGCAAAGAAGCACCAAUACUAACACACACACCUAGAGCAAACCUUCACACCUCAGACAGUCAGCAAGAAUUCUUUAAGAUGUUGGAUGAAAAAAUUGAAAGGGGGCGUGACUACUGUUCAGAAGAAGAGGAUGUUACAUAGUGCCAAUCCUCCUACACAUUGUACGACUACCACUGUGUAUAUAGACUAAAGCCAGAUCAGUAUGUACAAGUUACCACUGCAAAUAAGACUACAUUGGAGGUGGAAGACUAUUUGGCAUUGCGUGCUACAUUAUGGGACUAACAUUUCCUUGCGAAUGGAAAUGCAAGCAUCGCUGAGAACUAUCAAUGCUCUUUGCUGCUAAUGAUUUCCUUUCUGCAUUCUUUCUUUUCGUGCCCGCAAGUAUGCAACUUCGAACAUCGUCUCAAAUUCCAAGGAAGACAACUGGUGACAUAAGUAAUAGGAGGCCUGCUUGAAAACUUUGCAUGGUUCACUUGAUGUUACAGUCAUGUUUGGAAACACAAGCUUUCUCUGAACUUUAAAAAUCUGUGAAAGGCAUUUGUCAGAUCUUGUGAAUUUGGAUUGAUGCAACCAUGCAUAGAUCUCUUCCUGUUCUUGAUUCCUUCAGUCAUGCCUACAAGCAGUGAAUGGGUGAAAUGCACAAGUGGCAACGGUUCUGUUACUUUCUACAAGGACGCUGUUUAAUAAACCUGACAAUUGGAUACAAAGCAUUGAAUAAAAAACUUUUAUUCGCUCUGUUAGAACUGAUAAGCACCUGUCCUAUCCAAAAAAAUAUAUAUAUAUAUAAAAGCUUUUUGUCUCGGUGCCGGAUAAUAUGGUUGCUUUUAGCAGUGUUCCCAGCAACAUUUUGAUUUUUUUUCUAUUAAUAAAAACAUUGUAGUUUC
Messenger RNA from Hemiscyllium ocellatum (epaulette shark), 1403 nucleotides. RefSeq lists its product as uncharacterized. The record is from RefSeq and is a predicted model, not a curated record. The coding region runs from base 253 to 660 and encodes 135 amino acids. The transcript is spliced from 6 exons. NCBI's taxonomy places the organism in Eukaryota, Metazoa, Chordata, Chondrichthyes, Orectolobiformes, Hemiscylliidae.